AUGUCGGUCACUCGAGGGUCGCGCAAAACGCGCAUAGUGUGCAUAUCGGAUACGCACAAUCAAACGCCCAAGCUGCCGCAGGGUGACGUGCUGAUUCACGCGGGCGACCUGACGAAUCAAGGCAGUUACAGCGAACUGAAAAAAGCCGUCGAGUGGCUUGAACAACAGGACUUUGAGGCCAAGAUUGUCAUUGCCGGGAAUCACGAAAUUACUCUGGACGAGCCUUUUUUCCGACAGAACCAGGGGUCGUGGAAGUGGCCUUGUGAGCAGGACCCUGGUGCGUGUAGAAGGUUGCUCGUCGAGUCCAAGUCGAUUACCUACCUCGAGAACACGACGACCACAGUACGGCUUGGGGCCAAAGGCGGACCACGAACCGAGUUUAGCGUGUUUGGCAGUCCGUGUACGCCCAAGCAGGGAAACUGGGCAUUUCAGUAUGAGGCGGAUGAAGCAGAGCAUGUAUGGGAUAAGAUUCCCCAAGGCGUAGACAUUGUCGUGACUCAUACACCGCCAAAGGGGCACUGCGACGGGACAGGGACAGAUUGGCAAGACGGGAGAGGAGGGUGUGCAGCCUUGCAGCGACGAUUGUCGAAGAUCCGGCCCAAGUUGAGCGUGUGCGGACACAUUCACGGCGGGCGAGGCGUCGAGACGGUGCGAUGGAGGACUGGUGCGAGGGACCAAGCCACAGAGGGCGAUAGUGGGAGGCUAGUGGAAAGCGUCGAAUUCUGGAACGACCCAGGCAGGGCUAACAAGAAGCUGUCGGUGGUUGAUUUGACGACGGGGUCGAGGGCAGGGCGUCGCUUGGGCAGCUCGGCGAGCUUGCCACGUCAAGGAAGGCCUGACUCGGGGCAGGAGCAUGUCGGACGGGCUGGAGUCGUCGCAGGUGCGCCAGACUCGACUUGUCAGCAGCCUCGAUCCGGUGAUGGGCAGCGUAUAGGUGUAGGCACGCUGAGCCUCACUGCUUGCGCCCUGGACCCAGACGUAGGAAACAGUGAGGCGUUGUGGGGAAGAGGGGGCGGCGAAGAAGAAACUUGGAGCCAUGCCCAAGGGAGGCAUGUUGAGCCAAGCGGGCGGGCGGCGGGCAUGGAGACGACGACAGUGGUCAACGCCGCUUACCUGGGCGGGCGGCGGGCGGGCAAGGCCCAUGGGCAGCACAAGCCGGUGGUUGUCGACCUGGACAUGGACACAGCGGGGGGGCUCUGGUGA
Molecule: messenger RNA, 1203 nt
Organism: Exserohilum turcica Et28A
Lineage: Eukaryota; Fungi; Ascomycota; Dothideomycetes; Pleosporales; Pleosporaceae
Exons: 2
Coding region: 1-1203 (400 amino acids)
Molecular function (GO): hydrolase activity
Source: RefSeq, a predicted model, not a curated record